UAGUCGUCUUAUCAUCCGAAAAGCGGACACGAUUUUGGAAGUCAUGCAAAAGUAAGUGUAGGGUGGGAGCUGAUUUGAUCAUGAAACGAAUCAGUGCUAGUUAUUUUCUUAAGAGUAAUGAGGAAGAAGUCGGGGAAUCUAUUCGACUCGACACUCGAGAUGUCGUUUUAACCGCCUAGCUAGUGCAGCAAUAAAAGUGUUUGUGCCCCGUGCAAUGCUAGAAAGACUUAUUAGACUAUUAAAAACGGUUCUUAAAUAACAAAUACGAAUCGUGACUAAGUGUGUGUGUGUUGCGCAUUUUGGUGAUUACAAAAAUCCUAGCUCAGCUUUUUGUUUGGCUAGAGCUAGAUCAAAGUAAUUUGUGUUAACAGACUAUUGUAUUGGUAAAUACAGUGUUACAAACGGGAUCAUUUUUCAUUUAAUGGGGAAUACAUUACGGCAUAAAAGUGAUACGUUUUCUUCUCCACUUCACACUUUUCCUAGUCAAUAAAACGUCUUGCGAAAUCCCUCGAUAAACUUCAUUAGUUCAUUUUAGCUAAUUUGACUGGGCCGCCAAGGAAUCGAUCUAUCUUAGAAUCGAUACCUACACAGCUGAUUUAUUUGUUGACAUUUGAAGACGUGUUUUCACGUGUUGCACAACUUGGCACAAAGAAACACAAACAUCAGUAUUUAUUAAUACCUUGACUUGAUCCUCAUAGAUUGAAUAAUUUGAUGCAAGUGAACUCAGAUAAUGGAGGUGACUGCUUUGACUCUCAAUUGCUGGGGCAUUGCCGGUGUUUCGAAAGAUCGAAGAACUCGUAUAGAUGCCAUCGGAAGUCAUCUGCAAUUAGGCCACUAUGAUUUUGUUUUCCUGCAAGAGGUUUGGGUUGAAGAUGACUUUCAAGCGAUAGUAAAACAAGUUGGCAACAUUUUCCCGUACAGCCACUACUUUCACAGUGGUGUCAUUGGUGGAGGAAUAUGCAUUUUGUCCAAGGCGAAAAUAAUUGAUGUGCUUUUUCACGCUUGGUCCUUGAAUGGAUACAUUCAUAAAAUUCAACAUGGGGAUUGGUUUGGUGGCAAAGGUGUUGGUCUAUGCACUGUUGUUUACCAUGGCAUGAAAAUCAAUCUUUAUGUCACCCACCUCCAUGCAGAAUACAAUCCGGCAAAUGACGAAUACUGUGCCCAUCGCGUAGUGCAAGCAUUUGAGACCUCACAGUUCAUCCGUUAUACCCGGAACAAAGCUGACUUCUGCAUCCUCGGUGGCGAUUUAAAUACCGAACCGGAAAAUUUGGCAUACAGGCUCAUAUGCGAUCAUACUUCGUUGAAAGACUUGUACCUCUCGACCGGAAAACCGGAAAUCGAAGGUAUGACCAGCGAAACACCAGCCAAUUCAUACACAGCAUCGGAAAGCUUACGGGCCUGUCCAAAUGGCAAACGCAUCGAUUUCGUCAUGUGCAGCUCGAGGAAAGGCCUUCAGAUCGAGACAAUCGACGUCAACAUUCCACUGCCACCCCGCAUUCCAAACUAUCCUUUCAGUUAUUCCGAUCACGAAGCAGUUUGUGCUAAAUUUCGAAUCCUAGAAACCCAGUCCGUUUCCGCCAACCAGAAAUGGAGCAAAGACACGUCCAUCUCGUCGUUAAAGGAAGCCUUACAGGUGUGUGACGCUGCGCUGAGGAAUAUUGCCAACGACAGACGCAACUAUUGGCUGGCUUUCGGUAUAUUCGUCGUCCUUUUGGCCGCAUUGCCGUUCACGUAUGACGGCUCACGCAUUGUCCACUACACCUUGACGGUCACCCACUUGCUGCUCACUCUAGUCGCUGUUUUUUGCCUAAUCAUGGCCACCGUAUGGAACCGGAUCGAGCGACACGGCAUAUUAGCUGGUAAACUUGCCAUAGUCACUCGAAUCCAAGCCCUCGAAGAUUCCUAAAUUCCCGUAAUGUAUUUCAGUAUUAAAGUUACGAAAUAAUGUAUAUUACAAUUACGAAAAAUUCGACGGUUAUAUUCCAAAAAACCCAAAACACCCAUUUUAAAUACAAGUUAUUCCUGCCAAUAGAUGGCUCUGUCA
Molecule: messenger RNA, 2044 nt
Organism: Daphnia pulex (common water flea)
Lineage: Eukaryota; Metazoa; Arthropoda; Branchiopoda; Diplostraca; Daphniidae
Gene: nSMase
Product: putative neutral sphingomyelinase
Exons: 5
Coding region: 731-1906 (391 amino acids)
Cellular component (GO): cytoplasm
Molecular function (GO): sphingomyelin phosphodiesterase activity
Source: RefSeq, a predicted model, not a curated record